Messenger RNA from Talaromyces marneffei, 4545 nucleotides. RefSeq lists its product as uncharacterized. Bases 1 to 4545 code for a protein of 1514 amino acids. The record is from RefSeq and is a predicted model, not a curated record. The transcript has 3 exons. Gene Ontology annotation, biological process: phospholipid translocation. NCBI's taxonomy places the organism in Eukaryota, Fungi, Ascomycota, Eurotiomycetes, Eurotiales, Trichocomaceae. Gene Ontology annotation, cellular component: plasma membrane. Gene Ontology annotation, molecular function: ATPase-coupled intramembrane lipid carrier activity; ATP hydrolysis activity; magnesium ion binding.
AUGUCUCGGAUUCAGUUCGAAGGCGGCGGCGAAGGGAAUGACAAUUCCUUACGGCCAACAAACAGUGAAGUCUCCAAACCGACGAGGCGACAGCGAUGGGCGACUCGGCGGUUAGGGAAUUCGAGCGGAUUAAAGAAGCGGGUUUCAAUCGUUGACCGACUCCAUAAACGCAAUGCAUCUAGCGCAGAGGAAAAGCGAAAUUCGGCUGGUAGCAGUACGGGCGAUGGGAAUAAUGGCGCCCCCAACGAAGGCGCCCCCGCUGAAAGCCAACAAGAGACACGGCGGAUAUACUUCAAUAUGCCCAUACCGGAUGAAGAACGCGACGAGGAAGGAAAUCUGAAAGUGCAAUAUCCGCGUAACAAGAUUCGUACUGCGAAAUAUACGCCGCUGAGCUUCAUUCCGAAGAACUUGUGGCUUCAAUUUCAAAAUAUUGCGAAUCUUUAUUUCUUAUUCAUUAUAAUUCUAGGUUUUUUCCCCAUCUUCGGUGUCACCAAUCCAGGAAUGAACGCUGUGCCUUUGAUUGUCAUUAUCGUCGUGACAGCGAUCAAAGAUGCGAUUGAGGAUUGGCGACGUACGGUACAAGACAAUCAGUUGAACAACUCUCCCGUCUACCGCUUGGUCGAUUGGAUAAACGUCAAUGCCAGUGAGGAGGAAGUAUCAUUGUGGCGUCGAAUUAAAAAAGCAAGCACACGUUUUAUCAUCUCCACAUACCACGCAAUGCAAAGGAACAAAAACAAGAAGGUAGAGGAAAAUUCCGCCGACGAGGAUGACAGGCGAUUUUCCAUGGCAACUUACCGUCAAUCUGUGUAUUCUGAGCGACAGUCUUACUAUGGCGGUAACACCGAAGAUGCCAUUCAAAUGACUCCUGUUGCCUCUCCACAUCCGGAUCCACAGGUUCAGGGAAACGGAUGGCCAGAUGGACCAAAUGAUGUCGACCAAGACUUGCCAGCUGUCAAGGCUGUGCGUGAAAGCGUGGCUCAUGGUGAAAAGAGGGCAGGCACUAUCCUCGACCGCUCGAGGCAGACCCCACAUACUGCGCGCUUCAAACGAGAAUAUUGGAAAAGUGUCAAGGUCGGCGACUUCGUUCGGUUGUACAACGGAGAUCAGAUUCCAGCUGAUAUUGUCAUCCUCUCUUCUUCCGAUCCCGAUGGAGCUUGUAAUAUCGAAACUAAGAACCUGGAUGGUGAGACGAACUUGAAAGUGCGCCAAGCCUUGAACUGCGGACGACAAGUCAAGCACGCUCGAGACUGCGAGAAAACCGAAUUCUUCAUCGAGAGCGAACCUCCCCACCAGAACCUGCACAACUACAGUGCGGCUAUUCGAUGGCAACAACACGAUGAAAAUCACCCCAAUGGCCCACUCCAAGACAAGGUAGAGCCCAUCGGUAUCAACAAUCUUCUCCUUCGUGGUUGUAGCCUUCAAAAUACCGAGUGGGUUCUGGGCGUUGUUGUCUUCACCGGCCCAGAGACGAAGAUCAUGCUCAAUUCUGGAGAGACCCCUACUAAACGACCAGCACUUGCUCGGCAAAUGAACUAUCAAGUUAUCCCCAAUUUCACCAUUUUGUUCAUAUUGUGCUUGGUCACUGGUAUUGUCAACGGUGUCACCUGGGCUUCUCAAGGCUCCUGGACAUUCUUCGAGUAUGGAUCUUAUGGUGGCACUCCACCAGUUGAAGGUAUUGUCGCUUUCUUCGCCGGUCUAAUCUUGUUUCAGAACUUUGUGCCUAUCUCUCUCUACAUCACUCUGGAAAUUAUUCGGUCUUUCCAGGCGCUUUUCAUCUUUUUCGAUCUCGACAUGGUUUAUCAACGCCUCAAUAUGCCCUGUGUUCCUCGGUCUUGGAACAUAUCUGAUGACGUUGGUCAGAUUGAAUACAUCUUCUCCGACAAGACGGGAACCCUGACGCAAAAUGUCAUGGAAUUCAAGAAAUGUACCAUCAAUGGCGUCAUGUAUGGUGAAGCUUACACGGAAGCUCAACUUGGUAUGCAGCGUCGCGAAGGUAUCGAUGUCGAAGCAGUAGCUGCUAAAGCCCACAAGGCCAUUGCUGAGAGCAAGGUGCGGUCACUGGAGCUUUUGAGAAAAAUCAAUGACAAUCCCUACCUGAUUGAUGAUAACCUGACAUUUAUCUCGCCGGAGUUUGCCAUAGAUCUCUCCGGUCAAAAUGGCAUGGCCCAAAAGAAAGCGAUUGAGAGCUUCAUGAUUGCCCUAGCUCUCUGCCACACUGCCAUCACUGAACGUACUCCUGGAGACCCUCCGAAAAUCGAGUUCAAAGCACAAUCACCAGAUGAAGUAGCACUGGUCGCCACUGCUCGUGACUGCGGUUUCACAGUGCUAGGGAGGAACGGCGAUGAUUUGAUUGUGAAUGUCCUAGGUGAGGAGCGUGCUUACACGGUUCUCAAUCUGUUGGAAUUCAACUCCACCAGGAAACGAAUGAGUGCAAUCAUCCGUAUGCCCGAUGGUACAAUCCGACUUUUCUGCAAAGGAGCCGAUAGUGUUAUCUACAAGCGACUUGCACGUGGCCAACAACAAGCGCUCCGGAAAACCACUGCCGAUCAUCUCGAGGAAUACGCUCGCGAAGGUCUUCGAACUCUUUGUAUCGCCGAGCGCAUCCUGAGUGAAGAAGAAUACCGUGUCUGGAACGAAUCGCAUGAUUUGGCUGCCGCUGCUCUCGUCGAUCGUGAUGACAAGUUGGAGGAAGUCGCCAAUGUGAUCGAACAAGAGCUGAUGCUCUUGGGAGGAACUGCCAUUGAGGACAGAUUGCAAGACGGUGUACCGGACACGAUUUCGUUGCUAGCAAAUGCCGGUAUCAAGUUGUGGGUUUUGACUGGUGACAAGGUCGAAACAGCCAUCAACAUCGGAUUUUCGUGCAACCUCCUGAACAACGAUAUGGAGUUGAUUGUGUUCAACGUUCCUGCCGACAAACCUGAGGCUGCGGCUUCAGAAUUACAACGAUACUUGAACAAAUUUGGCAUUCAGGGCACAGACGAAGAAUUGAUUGCAGCUCGCAAGGAUCAUACUCCGCCCGCUGCCACUCACGCGUUGGUCAUUGAUGGAGACACACUGAAACUGAUGCUCGAAGAGGAGUUGAAACAGAAGUUCUUGCUUUUGUGUAAACGAUGCAAGGCUGUUCUUUGUUGCCGUGUUAGUCCUGCACAGAAAGCCGCCGUCGUGCAGAUGGUAAAGAACGGAUUGAACGUCAUGGCCUUGUCUGUGGGCGACGGUGCCAACGACGUUGCUAUGAUUCAAGAAGCAGACAUCGGUGUUGGUAUUGCAGGUGAAGAAGGCAGACAAGCCGUCAUGUCCUCUGAUUACGCUAUCGGUCAAUUCCGCUUCUUACAGCGUCUCCUUCUUGUCCAUGGCCGAUGGUCAUAUCGACGACUUGGUGAGGCAACUGCCAAUUUCUUCUAUAAGACGCUCGUUUGGACCUUCGCCCUCUUCUGGUAUUCGAUCUACAACAGUUUUGAUGGAUCCUAUCUCUUUGAUUACACCUAUAUUAUUCUGAUCAACUUGGCUUUCACCUCGCUCCCUGUCAUCUUCAUGGGCAUCUUCGACCAGGAUGUCAGUGACAAAAUCUCGCUUGAGGUUCCGCAGCUGUAUAUGCGCGGUAUCGAGCGCAAAGAAUGGAGCCAGCGCAAGUUCUGGCUCUACAUGUUCGAUGGUUUUUACCAGUCUUUGAUGUGUUUCUUCAUGCCAUACUUGCUUUACAACCAGGCUACAUUCCAGCGUGGAGACGGGCUGAGUCUCGAUGACCGUCAACAGUUCGGUAUCCUUGUCGCCUCGGCCGCAGUUAUCUCCAGUAAUACAUAUGUUCUCAUGAACACAUUCCGUUGGGACUGGUUGACUGUUUUGAUCAACGCAAUUAGCAGUCUUCUCCUCUAUUUCUGGACCGGUGUUUACACCUCCACCACCGCCUCUGCACAAUUCUAUAAUCACGCGGCCGAAGUUUACGGAACUUUAGCUUACUGGACAGUGCUUUUCGUCACUGUCGUGCUUUGUCUCCUCCCCCGAUUCGCCAUCAAAGCCUUCCAAAAAGUGUUCUUCCCUACCGACGUGGAUAUCGUCCGCGAACAAGUGACCCAGGGCAAAUAUCGCCUUGCCGAAAAAAAUUCCAAUGACACGCAUGGCCCCCCUCAGGCCAACGCAGGUGGAAGUCCCGCUGGCAGCGAUGUUUCAGCGGUAUCUUCAGUGGUUAAACCCAUCGAGCCUCAGGUGAGCCGUGAUCCCAGAGUUCUUGAGGACGAGCGGCCGAUUUACCCGCCUUCUAUCGCGCCAACAAACACCACUCACAAUCCACGCAGUCAAAACGGUAGCAACGCCACCACAUUUACGGCGGACAGCUUUGAUUUCGGCACAAAACUUCCUGCUGUCAAUUCGUGGGAGCGGGAACUGCCCGAAUCAGGAUUAACGAUACACCACCAACCGAAGAGGUCCUCGGUGACCAGCAAUGACUUUCCGAACGGUACUCCAUUGUUGCGAAUCGAAUCCUCCGGCGGCAAGCCUCAAACGCCUCACAGUCCGCUGAGGACGCCGCAUGAUAUACAUGCUGUAUAG